Messenger RNA from Gastrolobium bilobum, 3030 nucleotides. Its product is annotated as BTB/POZ domain and ankyrin repeat-containing protein NPR1-like. Lineage: Eukaryota; Viridiplantae; Streptophyta; Magnoliopsida; Fabales; Fabaceae. The coding region runs from base 1093 to 2847 and encodes 584 amino acids. Gene Ontology annotation, cellular component: nucleus. The record is from RefSeq and is a predicted model, not a curated record. The transcript has 4 exons. Gene Ontology annotation, biological process: defense response to fungus; systemic acquired resistance, salicylic acid mediated signaling pathway; regulation of jasmonic acid mediated signaling pathway. Gene Ontology annotation, molecular function: protein binding.
CACUCAAACCACUUCAUCUCCUUAUCGACACGCUCACCCCCGCAUCUACGCGUACAGUACUCUCUCUCUCUAAAAAAACUUUCUCUCUCAUCUAGUUGACAACGAAAAAGGAAACUUCGGGGAGGGUGUGUGUCCUUGACCAGCACAGCUCUGUGAUGUUAUCAUUUCUCUCUUCAUAUUCUGAUUCUCUGCUACUGCCUCCAUUUCUUUUCCUUCCGAAACUUCCUUGAUUUUGAUGCUUUGACUUCAAACUCUCUCUUUCUCUCUCUACUUUCCCCGUUUAGCACGGUUCACUCUUCAUUUGUGGGUAUCUCAAAGUUCGAACCUUUUUCUGAUUUGGAUGGAUCUGAUGGCAAAACUUGGGAGUUUUGUUUUGUGGGGUUGGGGUGUUGUUCCUCAUCGGUUUUUGGCUUUUAUUGGAUUGUGAAUGAAAAGUUCUGUACUUUGUAAGGUGAAGGUCUUAAAAGUGAAUUUAUUUGCUGGUUUUGUGUUCUUCGAUUUCGGAUCAGUUUUGGGUUUAGUUUGAUUAUGCUGUUUUGGUGGCUUUGGAAAUUUAAACAAGGGAUUUCUUGAUCUUUUUUGCAUUUUUUUUUGCUGUGCUAAAACUUUGCCGACAUAUCAAAUAUUUGUGUUUUAUAUGUAUGCAUAAGCUUAGCUUUUGAAAUAGAGAAUGACUCUCUAGUUGUUUUCUUUGUUGUCAAGGAACUUCGUUCGUUGGGGGUGUUUUUCAAUCGAAAGUUGACUCUCUUCAACUCUCCUUCAAAAAAUUCAUUCGAUUUUCGGCUGUGUACUUUUAGAAUUUUGUGAGGGGUUGGAUGACGUGUGUUUUGGUAACAUAAGAUUUUGCAGCUAACACUCAUUCAGAUCAGUGUUUAUCAUUUAUAUAGCUAUCUAUAGUUUCUAUUUAUAGGUUUCUUUUGUUUUUAGGUCUUUGCUGGGAAUUUCAAGGUCUUAUUUAUUAACCAUCCAUCUAUUAGUCAUUAAAAAGUUGUUGGGAUUCUAUUUAAGGGGGGAACUUUGAAGUGUGAAGUUUUUUGAGUUUCUGAUAUCAGAAGAUAUGUUAUAGGCUCAAGUGGGUUCUCAAGUUGAUUAAUGGCUCUUUCAGCAGAACCCUCAUCAUCUUUGAGCUCUUCCCAUUUAUCAAAUGGCUCCGUUACUCACAACAUAUCCUCUUCUUAUGGCUCUGAUCCUGGACCUAGCCUUGAGGUUAUCAGUUUGAGUAAGCUUAGCUCUAAUUUGGAGCAGCUUUUGAUUGAUACUGAUUGUGAUUAUAGUGAUGCUGACAUCAUUGUGGAAGGAAUUCCGGUUAGUGUUCAUCGAUGUAUUCUGGCCUCUAGGAGUAAGUUUUUCCAUGACUUAUUCAAAAGAGAGAAAGGAUCAUCAGGGAAAGAAGGAAAAUUAAAGUAUUGCAUGAGUGAUUUGUUGCCUUUUGGCAAGGUUGGAUAUGAAGCCUUCCUCAUAUUUCAAGCCUAUGUGUAUACCGGUAAACUCAGGCCUUCUCCAAUGGAGGUGUCGACAUGUGUUGACAAUGUGUGUGCUCAUGAUGCUUGUAGACCUGCUAUUAACUUCGCUGUGGAGUUGAUGUAUGCCUCUUUCAUUUUUCAAAUACCAGAGUUGGUAUCACUUUUCCAGCGACGUCUUCUUAACUUCAUAGGAAAGGCUCUUGUGGAAGAUGUCAUCCCAAUCCUCGUGGUUGCCUUCCAUUGUCAAUUGAGUCAACUUGUCACUCAAUGUGUUGACAGGGUGGCACGAUCAGACCUUGACCAGAUAUCAAUUGACAAAGAACUUCCCUUUGAGCUCUCAGAAAAAGUUAAAUUGCUCCGGCGCAACCCUCAGCAAGAUGUUGAAAAUGAUGAUUCUGUAGGGGAUACUUUGUCUCUAAAAAGAAUCACUAGAAUACACAAAGCAUUGGACUCAGAUGAUGUCGAGCUUGUUAAACUUCUUUUAAAUGAGUCAGACAUUACUCUAGAUGAAGCCAAUGCUCUCCAUUAUGCUGCAGCCUACUGUGAUCCCAAGGUUGUUUCUGAGGUACUUGGUUUGGGUCUAGCUGAUGUCAAUCUUCGGAAUUCUCGGGGAUACACAGUACUUCACAUUGCUGCCAUGCGUAAGGAGCCUUCCAUUAUAGUAUCCCUUCUUACAAAAGGGGUGUGUGCAUCAGAUUUAACUUUUGAUGGUCAAAGUGCUGUUAGUAUUUGUAAGAGGUUGACAAGGCCAAAGGAUUAUCAUGCAAAAACUGAACAGAUGAAAGAAACAAACAAAGAUCGGAUAUGCAUCGAUGUCCUUGAAAGAGAAAUGCGGAGAAAUCCAUUGGCUGGGGAUGCCUCUAUGUCUUCCCAUACAAUGGCUGACGAUCUCCACAUGAAGCUACUAUACCUUGAAAACAGAGUGGCAUUUGCAAGACUGUUCUUCCCUUCAGAAGCCAAACUAGCCAUGGACAUUGCACAUGCUGAGACAACAUCUGAGUUUGCUGGUCUUGCUGCAUCAAAAGGUUCAAAUGGCAACUUAAGGGAAGUUGAUCUCAACGAGACUCCCAUAAUGCAAAACAAAAGACUUCAUUCUAGGAUGGAAGCCCUUAUGAAAACAGUGGAGAUGGGGCGGCGAUACUUCCCUCAUUGCUCAGAAGUGCUGGAUAAGUUCAUGGAGGAUGACCUGCCUGACUUGUUUUACCUUGAGAAGGGCACCCCAGAAGAGCAGAAAAUCAAGAGGAUGCGUUUCAUGGAGCUUAAAGAUGAUGUCCACAAAGCUUUCAGCAAAGACAAGGCUGAGUUUAGCCGCUCUGGGAUUUCAUCUUCAUCAUCCUCAUCAUCCCUCAGAGAUUCUGUACAUUACAAGACUAGAAAAGUUUGAAAAACCAAUAGGGUCUUUUGUUUAUGACUUUCACAUAUAUAUAUAUAUAUAUAUAUAGUUCAAAUUUUAAGGGUGUUACCCACACCACCAACUACUCAUAUGUAAAAUUGUGAAAGCAGCAUAGUUGAUCUCUUACUAUCUUUUUAUGUAAUCAACAUGAGCAAGUGUUUUGAAAAUAUUUCC